Messenger RNA from Leptosomus discolor (cuckoo roller), 1588 nucleotides. RefSeq names its product dynein regulatory complex subunit 3 (gene DRC3). The record is from RefSeq and is a predicted model, not a curated record. Gene Ontology annotation, cellular component: cilium. NCBI's taxonomy places the organism in Eukaryota, Metazoa, Chordata, Aves, Leptosomiformes, Leptosomidae. Gene Ontology annotation, molecular function: protein binding.
AGGCUGAUCUUGUCUGAAAAUGAGUCAGUUCUACAAUAGCAUCGAGCCAAACGUUAUUGAUGAUGAAAUGGUUCAGAAAGCCGUGGAAGAGCAGUGUCCAGAGGACAUAAGAAAACUUGCCAAAAGGGAAAGUAUUAACUUUAAGGAUGUGACAGAGCUACAGCUUAGUUUUAGCAAUAUCCUGCAGAUUGAUAAUCUGUGGCAGCUUGAGAAUCUGACUAAACUGCAGCUGGACAACAACAUCAUCGAGAAGAUAGAAGGUCUGGAGAGUCUGGUUCACCUUGUAUGGCUCGACUUGUCCUUCAACAACAUUGAAGUAAUUGAGGGCCUGGAUACCCUUGUCAAACUGCAGGACCUCAGUCUCUACAAUAACAGAAUAUCUAAAAUCGAGCACAUGGACACAUUGCAAGAGCUGCAGAUUUUCUCCAUCGGACAGAAUAACCUGACCACUCUGGAAGAUGUGAUCUACCUCAGGAGGUUUAAAAACUUACGCUCGCUGAAUCUCACGGGGAACCCUCUCUGCGACGAUGAGCAGUAUUUGCUCUUUGUUGUGGCUCAUCUUCCAGACCUGCUGUACUUGGACUUCAAGCUCGUGAGUGACACCACGCGAGAAGGCGCAGUCUUAAAGUAUCAAGAUCUUACUGCGCCGUUGGAACAGGAGGAGGCUCAGGCCCUGGCUCAGCUCGGGGAAAAACAGGCAAAGCAGAAAGAGCUGGAGUACCACAAGACAGCCUUUGUGGAGUACCUGAAUGGAUCGUUCCUCUUUGACAAUAUGUAUGCAGAGGAUACAGACGCUGCCAAACUGGCUUCCCUCCCUGGAGUGGGUGACCUGCUGCAGGCGUACAGGAAGGAGUUUGUCUCAGUGUGCGAGGAACUAUUUAACUAUGGUCUGAGAGAGUACGAAAAACGAGAAGCUGAAGUCUCUGAGUUCUACGAAAGCCUUCACGAAGCGUUAACAGCCAACCAGCGAGAAGGCAGGAAGAUAAUCGUAGACUUUGAAAAUCGGAACAAAAGGAGGCUGGAUGAGAUUCAUAAUGCCAGUAGUUAUGAUAUUGCUGAGUCUAAACGAGCCGAGUACGAGGAGGACAUACUCCAGCUGUCAGAAGCACUCAUGACCUUGGAAAUGCGGAUAGCUGACCAGCUGGAGGAACUAAUAAAGGAUUUUAAAAGAAACAUUGCUGUCCUGGCAUCAACAUUCAUUGAAAACGUUAAAGGGAUGACGACCCGCUGCCGGGACCUGGAAAACCGUCACCAUGAAAAGCUGCUGGAGAUCUGCGUUGUCGCACUGGAGAGAUCCGUCAAGGAUGAGCUUGACGCGGAUUUGCCAGAUGACGUUCGAAUGCUUCUCGGGGACACCACCACCAUUGUCAACGCCGCCAACGUGUCCCACAGCAUCCGCCUGCGGAAGAUUGAUAAGCGAGAGAGCGACAUCCUCAGCAACGCCUACCGCUGGCAGGCCUCCGUGACAGAGCAGGCUCUCCAAAACGAGAUCGACAGAAACCGCCACCGCGUCAAAGAGAUCGUUCAGUACAUCGACAGGCUCCAGGAGGAGCUGGGUAACACGGAGAUCCUGGAGCUGACGGAGUAG